UUGAAGAGUAAUCCUGAGAUUACACUUCUCGUUUCGCUAUCUGGUCGCGACGUCGUCGACGUAGUCGAGGACGUAGUCGUCUGCGAAUUCGGGUGCGCAUAGUGCGCACUGAUAGAGCACCUUCGGCGGAACGAGGGAAGCUUUUUGGCGUGUAGGCGUGCCGUUUCGCUCUGCUGUCCUUCACAGCGGCGUGACGCGUCACGUGACACGGCGUCACGUCACGUCACGCCCCACUUCACCGCGUGCAGCAACCGCCCAAAAGCCCGCCGUCACUCCGCCGAGCCAUGUGACCCCGGUUCGAAUCCCGGCUGCGCGAUGCUGUCUUUUUAUUUUGCAGGCAGGGGUCGCGUGCCCCUCCCUUGCGCCACCCUGGGCCCCAGGGCUGGGCCUGGGGGUCACUAGGCUGCAGAGCACUGCCGAGUGCCGACUCCCCGAUUCGAUGCUCUAGGUAUUUGGCACGGGCCGCCGCCUACACUGUACGGCAGCCAGCAAGCCAGCCAAGCCGGCCAGGCCGCGUGUACGUGCACGGUGCGGCCCGCGGUGCGGUGCUGUGGUCCCUCGGUGCCUCGGCCCGGGAAAAUAAAAAUAAGGUGAGCGGGGAAGAAUGUGACUAGGAACAAUGAUGCCUGCCCAGGGCCAAGGCCGACGAAGCCUCGGGCGAGGACAGCCGCGGGGCGUUCGGCGCGCCAGCACCACGUCCUCGGACGUGCAGGGAGUCCUCGACGAGCACCACGUUGUCGACGUGCACCUCGUCCUCGACGUACACCACGUCCUCGACGUGCACCACGUCCUCGACGUGCACCACCGUCCUCGACGUGCACCACGUCCUCGACGUGCACCACCGUCCUCGACGUGCACCACGUCUGCGACGUGCACCACGUCUGCGACGUGCACCACGUCCUCGACGUCCUUGACGUGCACCAUGUCCACCACGUCCUCGACGUGCACCACGUCCUCGACGUGCACCACGUCCUCGACGUGCACCACGUCCUCGACGUGCACCACGUCCUCGACGUCCACCACGUCCUCGACGUGCACCACGUCCUCGACGUGCACCACGUCCUCGACGUCCACCACGUCCUCGACGUCCACCACGUCCUCGACGUGCACCACGUCCUCGACGUCCUUGACGUGCACCACGUCCACCAUGUGCUCGACGUCCACCAGGUCCUCGACUUCCUCGACGUUGUCCUCAGUUCCGAGGGGACGCGGCACCCUAACCUAG
Messenger RNA from Thrips palmi, 1225 nucleotides. RefSeq names its product cell wall protein DAN4-like. The transcript has a single exon. Lineage: Eukaryota; Metazoa; Arthropoda; Insecta; Thysanoptera; Thripidae. The record is from RefSeq and is a predicted model, not a curated record. The coding region runs from base 620 to 1225 and encodes 201 amino acids.